AGCAAUGGCAGAAGUGAAGCUACACAGAUUCUGGGCAAGUCUUUAUAGUCAUGGAGUGAUUUGGGCAUUGAAAAUCAAAGGUGUAGACUAUGAAUACAUAGAGGAAGACCUUUCUAACAAGACUGAACUACUGUUGAAGUACAAUCCUGUUUACAAGAAGAUCCCUGUCCUUGUCCAUGGCGGCAAGCCAAUUGCUGAGUCCCUCACCAUCCUUGAAUACAUCCAGGAAACCUGGCCGGAGAAUCCAUUGCUCCCAAGUGAUCCUUACGAGAGAGCCAUGGCUCGAUUUUGGAUACAAUUUGGAGCAGAGAAGAGUCCGGUUUUCCGUGCAUUUUUUCUAUCAACCGGUAGAGAGGAGCAAGAGAAAGCAGCAAAGGAAUUUUUGGAAGCGCUCAAAAUUAUAGAAGAGAAAGCUCUUGGGGACAAGAAGUUUUUUGGUGGUUAUACCAUUAAUUUGGUGGACAUCUCCUAUGGAACGCUGGCCUAUUGGUUCAGGAAUGUGGAAGAAAUAAUGGGCGUUGGGGUGCUGGAUACAAACACCUCACUUCGACUGUAUCAGUGGGCUCAAAAUUUCUUGGAAGUUUCUGUCAUCAAAGAAACCAUUCCUGAUCACGACAAAAUGUUGGCCUACGCAAGACAUGUGAGGAAGAAGUUUGUUGCUGGGCAGCUUAACAAAUAGCAUUAAAUAGCGUCAUACUAGCUAGCCUUCCUGAAAAUUGAUUUUCCUAAACUUGGCAGCUUGGGAUGCUUAUCUAAAGCUAUAUAUAAGUAAUCUGCUUUGUUAUGUUUUAUUGUAUAAAUUAAGCAUCAAACAAAUGAAUUCUAGUGUAUAAAAGCAGCACAACUUUGGGUUUUGUGGGAGGAUUCUUUGUACACGUCCAUGAUGGUCUCCUCAUGGCUU
Molecule: messenger RNA, 901 nt
Organism: Theobroma cacao (cacao)
Lineage: Eukaryota; Viridiplantae; Streptophyta; Magnoliopsida; Malvales; Malvaceae
Product: putative glutathione S-transferase
Biological process (GO): glutathione metabolic process
Cellular component (GO): cytoplasm
Molecular function (GO): glutathione transferase activity
Source: RefSeq, a predicted model, not a curated record